AGAAGUCGAAAUGCCGACAAAUAAAGUUAAUGCACCAAAUGCAAAUAGCUAUAGCUUUUUAUUGUGGAAGAUGCGCUUAGGUAUGGAGAGUACCUGGGGAUUUGCGAUUUUAGAACCUUGGGAGACGGCUCUUAUUAUGUCAAUAGUCAUCGCUGUAGCCUCCAUCAUCCUCUUCUCCGUACUUUUCUACGCACCAGCACAACUUCUUCGUCUGAAGUCCAGGCUGGCGUAUUACCUUUUCGGCAGCGAAUCAUCCCAGAAGGAGACUAUUGCAGUUUUGAAUGAAUGGCACAAUGUUAUUAGAGGAGUCUCAAACUCAUAAAU
Wallemia mellicola CBS 633.66 is the source of this 324-nucleotide messenger RNA. RefSeq lists its product as hypothetical. Lineage: Eukaryota; Fungi; Basidiomycota; Wallemiomycetes; Wallemiales; Wallemiaceae. The coding region runs from base 11 to 322 and encodes 103 amino acids. The record is from RefSeq and is a predicted model, not a curated record. The transcript has 2 exons.